GUUAAGUCAAUUUUUAUGAUUAUAUGUUACGAUUGCAAUAUUUCGGUCAAUCGGGUGGUUCAAAACAGGGCCGUCCUGAAAUCUUUCAUUUCGUGGUGCAAUGCGGGACAAAUAUUUCGUUCUUGCCGUGCACGAGUCUUUAUAAAAUUGUGGCAGAAGAGGUUGUAUCCUCCAUCUAAAGAAGUCAUAAUGCAGAUCUUUGUUCAGGGCCAAUCUACUAAUGUCUACGACAUCAGCAGUUCAAUUUCUGUCAGUGACUUAAAGGAAUUGAUUGCUUUCAGAAGUGGUGUCCCCGUAGAGGACCAAGUCCUUGUUUAUGGUGGACAUCCACUUCAAGAUGAAAAGUCACUUUGUGAAUGUGAAAUCAAUGCGUCGUCUACGAUCUCCUUAGGCGUACGAGUACUCGGAGGUAAAGUCCAUGGUUCUUUAGCUCGUGCUGGAAAAGUCAAGGGACAAACACCAAAGGUCGACAAGCAAGAAAAGAAAAAACCAAAGACAGGUCGUUGUAAAAGACGACAUCAAUACAAUUCUCGAUUUGCUAAUGCUGUCAUCACACCAGGACGAAGACGAGGACCCAACUCAAAUGCUUAGAAUGUAAAUGCUUUACAAGCUGAAUAAUAAAUAUUCAA
This is a messenger RNA of Hydractinia symbiolongicarpus, 629 nucleotides long. Its product is annotated as FAU ubiquitin-like and ribosomal protein S30. The record is from RefSeq and is a predicted model, not a curated record. Lineage: Eukaryota; Metazoa; Cnidaria; Hydrozoa; Anthoathecata; Hydractiniidae. Gene Ontology annotation, cellular component: cytosolic small ribosomal subunit; ribosome. The coding region runs from base 16 to 591 and encodes 191 amino acids. Gene Ontology annotation, molecular function: structural constituent of ribosome; protein binding. The transcript is spliced from 3 exons. Gene Ontology annotation, biological process: translation.